CCCGAGUCAGACGGGGACGGAGCAGACAGAGCCAAGUAAAACAGCACCACCAGCUCUGCACCGCCGUGGGGCCGUCUCCCUCCGCCGCCGGAGCUGUAGCACCGCCGAACUCGACUCGAGCCUAGCGAGAAAACCAUUUUGUUUGCCGAGAGCAGCAACGGCAAUUGGGUCUACCAGAGGCAGAGGGGAUAUGAUCAAGGUACAGGCCCCGGAGCUGUACAGAGACAGCGGCGCGUUCGAGGCGAGGAAGAGGCAGUCGCUCAGGGCGCGGUACGUCUACGGGCUCAUCUUCUUCGCCACCAACCUGCUGGCCUGGUUCAUCAGGGACUACGGGGCCAAGCUGCUCGGCGGACUGCACCAUAUCCCGGUCUGUGGAGCAGGGGACUCGAAAUGCUUCCGUUCUGGAGGGGUGCUCCGGGUUAGCCUGGGUUGCUUUAUAUUUUUCUGGGUGAUGUUUGCCACAACAUUUGGAACACGCAAGCUCCAGGGAGUUCGUAAUUCGUGGCAUUCUGGAUGCUGGGCUCUCAAGUUUCUUGUGUAUGCCGUGUCAAUCGUCACCCCGUUUAUCAUCCCUAACAUCUUCAUCCAGCUCUAUGGUGAAAUUGCUCGAAUGGGUGCUGGGAUAUUUCUCAUUCUGCAGCUUAUAAGCAUGCUCCACCUCAUAUCAUGGUGCAAUAAACGUUGGAUGCCAGAUGCUGGAUCAAAUCAAUGCGGCCUGUUCGGAUUGUUCUUGUCAACUGUCUCCUUCAUUGCCUCAUUUGCCGGAAUCCUUGUGCUAUAUAUUCUGUACGUUCCAAACUCAUCAUGUGUGUUCAACAUCUUCACUAUUAUAUGGACGGCAGUCCUAGUGAAGAUAAUGAUGGCGGUGUCACUACACUCAAAGGUUAAUGAGGGUCUUCUAUCUUCUGGAAUAAUGGGCUCAUAUAUUGUGUUCCUCUGUUGGUCUGCACUACACAGCGAACCACGAACUGGAAAGUGCUACACUGAGAUGAAAAUUGGCAAGGAUGGUAAUUGGGCUACUAUAAUUAGCUUCAUUAUUGCAAUUUGCUCCAUUGUGUCGGCCACAUUUUCUACUGGAAUCGAUAACAGAUCCUUUCAAUUUCGAAGCGAUGAGAUCCGGUUGGAAGAGGAUGUCCCCUACAGCUACGAGAUUUUCCACAUUGUGUUUGCGGUGGGGGCUAUGUAUUUUGCAAUGCUAUUCAUAAGCUGGGAGCUUAACCAUCCAAUAACAAGAAAGGGGAGCAUAGAUGUUGGAUGGGCAAGCACAUGGGUAAAGAUCAUGAAUGAAUGGCUGGCAUUUUUCAUAUACGUUUGGAGACUGAUCUCCCCAGCUCUGUCAAGGAAACGACCUGCCAACGAUGAAGAGUCCGCCUCCACAAUAUAGUAUUGACAAUAGCUAAUUAUUCCUGACCAAUUUUUUUGUAAGUCAAUUCAUAUCUUAUGCAUAUAUACAACAAAAAAUGUUCAGGUGUAUUCUGUAUGUAUUACAGCCACACUAUAUCCCGCAAAAAAAUGCACACUAGUGUGAAGUUUUGUACAAGUACUCAGACGUGGCCUGUGACUCCAUCCAACUGCUCCCGAAGUCAAUUUCUUAUUUCAAUGAAUAUUUAAAGAGUAUAUUUGUAAAAUGUUCU
Messenger RNA from Triticum dicoccoides, 1634 nucleotides. RefSeq names its product probable serine incorporator. The record is from RefSeq and is a predicted model, not a curated record. The coding region runs from base 191 to 1384 and encodes 397 amino acids. NCBI's taxonomy places the organism in Eukaryota, Viridiplantae, Streptophyta, Magnoliopsida, Poales, Poaceae. Gene Ontology annotation, cellular component: membrane. The transcript has 13 exons.